GCUUCCUCCAAACUCCGUUCCGCUCUCCCUCUGCGCUCUUCCAGCUCCCGCAAGCUCCAUCCAUGCAGCUCCGUCCACGGCUCCGUCUCCUGCUCCCGCCACAGCUUCCAUCAGUCUCCUCGUCCUCAUCAUCAUCAUCAUCAUCGUCGUCGUCUUUGUGUUGUCGUCGUUGUUGGUUAUUGAGCCUCUGAACUCUCAGCUCCUGCAGUUGACGCAGCGGCGGAUGACGGCGCCACGGAUGAAUAAGGGGGACCUGGGGUGGGUGGUUUCCGCAGCGAGGAUUGCCACGGCAAACACGGCCCCGAGAAGUGUGGAGGCACACGACGACCCUUGUGGUAACGCACGGGAUGCGCCUUGACACGGGGGAUCUUUGCAGUGACACAAGGACCCUUGCGGCCCCUUCAGGUGACACGACGACCAUUUGGGACCAUUCUAUUGACACGUGGACCUUGUAAAUUGACCCCUUGCAUUGAAGCGCACAGGGGGCGGGGGGCCCUUAUGGUGACACAGGGGCCGAGAUGCCCAGGGGUCGGAGCAGGGCACGGGGCUCCUGUCCCAGCGGCGGCACCCGCUGCUGGGCUGCCUUGCUGGGUACAACCGUGGGACUCGUAAUGAGCGCGGGUCUCGUUCAGGAGAUGCGCGAGAGGUGGAGGAGCCAGGUCUUGGAUUCGGGAGCGGCUCCGAUGGGUCCUGAGAGCGGCGCGGAGACACGGGCACGACCACGCGAGCCGGAGCCCAUGGUUUAUUGCCUGCUUGCGCCACACCAGGGCGGCGAUGGAGACCUGGAGGAGGUGCGCCGCGUUCUCGCACGUCUCGGAUUCACUCGUGGGGGGCCCCAGUCCCGCUGGUCGCUCCUCUGGGCACACGGCUACCCCCCCUUCAGCAGGCUGCUUCAUUGGGGACCCCCCUCCAUCCUGCCGCGCUGGAUUAACCACUUCCCCGGCUCAGGGUUCCUCACGAGUAAACUCCAUGUCGCCUCCACUAACCUCACCUUCAUUCCUCGCGCCUUCCACCUUCCGGAGGACACACUCCUGCUGAUGGCUCAGGCGAAGGAGCAACCCAAGAAGCUGUGGCUUCAAAAGUCCAAGAGCCACCGCGGAAUACAGAUCGUGUCCCCGCAUGACGUGGAGCGUCUGGGAGCAGACGUCUUCGUGCAAGAGUUCGUUCAGCGACCACUGCUCAUUGACGGAAGGAAGUUCGACGUGGGAAUUUACGUGGUGGUGACGUCCGUGCAGCCCCUGCGGGUGUACGCGUACGACGAGGAGGUGCUCCUGAGGUUCUGCAGCAAGAAUUACCUACCCUUUGACCCCAGGGAUGUGCUCUCGUAUGUGGUGGGUGACGACUACACCCCAACGUGGGAGAUGCCAUCCCUGAAGCGCGCGUAUGUGGACCACAAGUACAGCCACAAGCAGACGCUGGCCGCUCACCUGCGCUCGCUAGGCAUGGCCCCCGAACGGCUGUGGGAUGACAUCAAGAAGGCGAUUGCUGACCUCCUAUUGGUCAAGGAGCCUCAGCUCAAUGCAUCGCUGCAGGGACAUGCCUCACACUGGAAGUUCUUUGAGUUGGUCCGGUUUGACUUCCUGCUCGACGAGGACUUGAACAUUCAUCUGAUGGAGGUCAACAUGUCUCCUAACCUCUCCUCUCGACACUUCCCACCGAACAGACUCCUCUACGAGCAGGUUCUGUUCAGCACACUACAGCUGGUGGGGGUAGCCAGCAGCGUCAUCCAAGGUGACACACACAGUCUGGCCAUGCAGGUGAGCGAUCGUGACAUACAGACGCACCCCGAGCUCUGUCUGCACCACUGCCGGGACUCAUGCGAGCACAAAUGCCAGCUGUGCGAGUCUUGUCUCAGCGCGGCCUGGCGCUCCGCUCUCAAGGACGCUCACCUGGAGCACACGCGGAGGUGGAGCGCUCGCAGGGUCGUCCCACCUGCCACGGACCAGCGUGGAUGGGACCCCCUACAAGAGGCAAGACUAUCUGAACACAACCAGCUCAUGGCCUGGUGGUUUAAAGGGAAGUGCUUGCAAGACAUCACUUGGUGCUUCUGAUAUUUGUGCACCCACUCGCACAACCCAGCACACAGCGAAAUAAACGGUGUAAAAAUCCGCUUCCCAAGUAUAUAUUUUGACCUCGUGCGAGCAUUCAUUUAAACAUGCCAAAAUGCAUUUAAUACUUUGAACUGCUACACUCCAUUUUGUAAAACUGAUUAAUUUGCACAUUUUAAUUGUAUAA
Messenger RNA from Lethenteron reissneri (Far Eastern brook lamprey), 2235 nucleotides. RefSeq names its product probable tubulin polyglutamylase ttll-15. Gene Ontology annotation, biological process: protein modification process. Lineage: Eukaryota; Metazoa; Chordata; Hyperoartia; Petromyzontiformes; Petromyzontidae. The record is from RefSeq and is a predicted model, not a curated record.